Messenger RNA from Drosophila arizonae, 1190 nucleotides. RefSeq names its product Death regulator Nedd2-like caspase (gene Dronc). Gene Ontology annotation, molecular function: cysteine-type endopeptidase activity. Lineage: Eukaryota; Metazoa; Arthropoda; Insecta; Diptera; Drosophilidae. Gene Ontology annotation, biological process: proteolysis. The record is from RefSeq and is a predicted model, not a curated record.
GCAAACAGCGAACAGUGUUAGAAUACGAGCGAGAGUGAGCGGACGCGCGAUUGCACUGCCUGCAGCCACUGCCAGCAAAGUUGGAUGAUUAACUCCCUUUGUUUCAAAUGAAAUCUUAUCAAAAAGCAUAAGACUUAGCUAAUUUUAUAGUUUGGCCACCAAGUGCAAUAAUAAAUUGAAUAAUUUGCUUUUGAAAAAAUAAGGAUCAACUUUUGCAAGAGAACAAAAGAAGUCAACGUGAAGCGAASCCAGUUAAAGUGACUCAUUUCGUCAACCAUUUCCAUUUCCAAUUCCAUAUCCAUCUCUAUUGAUAUUGCCAUUGUCAUUGUCAUUGCCAUUAUCACUGCCUGUURCGCUGCGUCCGCAUUGCGCUCAACAAACAAAACGAAACGAAACGAACCGAAAAUAGAAUUAACGUCCUCGAACUCGAGGCUCCAUAUAUAGAAAGAUCGUUGCACAGCAUGGAGGAAGUGAGAGAGCGAGAGGUCGAUCAAGUGCAAGAGCGGGAGCUUGGCAUGCAGCAGAAGCACCGCCAGCACAUUAAGAAAAACAUAGAGAAACUUAUCAGAAUUACCGACUACAAUGUUAUAAUGACGGAAACCGUUCGCAGAGGUCUACUCUCGCCCGUGAUGCGCCGCAACAUUGAGGCUCUGCAGUUUAUGGGACCACAUCAGAGUGAGGAGCAGGUGCAGCUAGAUCGGAGCCGAAAGUACUUUGAGAAGAUUACAAAGCGUGGACCCACUGCCUAUGCAGAGCUGAAGGCUAUUCUUAGGAGUUUGAAGUACAUUGAAGCAUUGCGUAUACUAGAAGAGAUCGACCCACCGAACAAUGAAUUCGUAUCGUUGAGUCGUGCGCAUUCCAACAAAUCCACGGAUAUUGUUGACAAUCGAGUCAGUGAACCGCCCGAUGAUCAGCCAAGUGUUAGUAAGCCAAUCGUUUUGCAUAAUGAUGCAGAUGGUCCCUUGCAGCCCUUUGUUGGGGAAUUGAGUGGCCAAAAUCGCCAGGUCAUCAAGUCUACUCGGAUUCACACUGACAAUGUGCUGGGCGCAUACACCAUGAAGUCGAAGCAAAAUCGCGGCGUUCUCUUCAUAGUGAACAUCAUUGACUUCCCGGAUCCCGAGAAAAAACGAAAUGGUGCAGAUGUAGACAGUGAAUCGUUGAUUCACAUCUUCCGUGAAAUUGGAUUCACG